CAGGUUGAUAAAAUCAAAAUAGCAGUAUUUGCCCCCAUGACAAAAAUCCGUUGCUUGUACGGUGGGAAUGUUGAGACAAAAGUAUUCGCAUUAUGUUUUUGGUGGAUGCAUAUCUCUUGGGAGGCUACGGAAGAUAUUUGUGACGUAAUCAUCAAGUAGUGUACAUGAUAUGCAGAUUUCCGUGUUGUGAAGGAUAACUGCAUGACAUGUGCAAAAUGUGAUUUUGUAAAGGAUGACUGUAUGAAACGUGUGUGUGUUUAAAACCUUCGUCAUCAUGUUAGUUAAAACAUGCUAGGGACAAAACAAACUGAUGGAUAAAUUACUUGUGAUAUGGAGAAUAUAAACAAUGGAAUAUGAUUAGUCUCGUUCCAGUUCUAUGCAAUGGCAUUCAUAGUUUUUAAUGGAUUGCCCAAAUCAAGGACAUGGGAAAGCUUGAAGUGCCACACAAGAAGACCUUUGGACUUAUAAUAUAAACGGUUUCUCCAGUUAUUAAUAUUUUGCAUUCUGAGUAAUUUGUGUAUUCAAUUCCUAUGCAGUUCUUAAAUUUGGAAUACAUGUCGCCUAGAUUUACAAUAGUUAAAGAUGUUUAGAUACAUUAAGAUACGUUUUUCAAAUAUCUGGAUUCUAAGUGGUAGCUCGUGCCUUGAUGUCACCUAUUACUUUUACAAAAUUCAAUAAAAUAAGGAUUAUGUUUCCUUUACGAAACCAACAACGUUUGUGUAGUUCUUGUUUUUGACGUUACGUAAUGGUUUUAUUUUAACGAAAUGCAAGAAAAUAAAGAUUCUAUGUGUUGGACAAAAACAACAAUGCUUUUUGUCGUUCCAAACCUUUCCUAAUUAAGCACACAAUAUGGUUUGGAAAUAUCAGUAACUGUCCUUGACAAUCAGUAAUGCUUGUACCGUGCAAAUGGUGGUCGAUGUGCUGGAUUUUACCCUUGAUCCUGAUCCACCGUGCUCUCGGCGAGACUUUCACCCUGGGCUUCAUCACGACCAUGAACAGUUCGGACCUCGUCAAGGCCGAGGGACGCAAGAUAGCCGGCGCCAUGACCCACGCCAUCAACGAGGUGAACAGCGACCCCAACAUCCUGGCCAACCACACGCUGCAGUACAUCUUCGCCGACAACGCCGACGACUCUCUGCGGAGCGUGAACUUGAUCACACAACAGUGGAAGAAAGGCGCCAUAGCGUUCUUCGGGCCCGAAGACUACUGCGAGACUGAAGCCAGAGUUGCUGCCUCCUGGAAUCUGCCCAUUAUAGCAUAUAAAUGCAACGACCCGAUCGUAUCUGACAAACACAUAUUUCCGACAUUUGCCCGAACCCAGCCUCCGAGCACCCACUCGGCAAAAUCCGUGAUCGCGCUGAUGGAGCACUAUGGGUGGAAGAAGUUCAGUAUCGUGGUGGAGAAAAUGGACCUGAAGAUUAGGGCGGCCAAGAACCUCAAACACCUGGCGGAGGGGCGCAACAUGACGGUGAACGAUCUGAUGAACUUCACCGGCCCUUACAGCACGCUGUACCACUUCAACGAGAUCCACACCAUCGUGAUGAAAACCUACCUCAGAACUAGAGUGUAUGUAAUCUACUCGCACCCGUCAGCUUUUAUCGACUUCGUGCGCUUCCUCCACAAACUGGGCUUGACGGACAGCGGCGAGUACGUCGUCAUAGGGAUCCGCGACGAUGAGGACUACAACAUCGCGGAGACGGCCGAGUUCUUGUUUAAAGAUGUGGAGUACAAGGCUGACCGUACUAAUGAGUCGGUGCUGGCGUUCCAGCCUGUUCUCCAGCUCCUGUCGAGUCCCCCCACCAACCCCAACUACUCCGCCUGGCAGGAGGCGGUCCGGAAAUACCUGUAUGAACCACCCAUUAACCUGCCGCCGCCACCCUGGAUACACGAGUACCUGGGCAUCAAGGUCAAGGUAACAAUAUUCGCUGCAUACCUGUACGACGCCGUGCACGUGUACGCCAGGGCCAUGGACGAGGUCAUCAAGGCGGGAGGCGAUCCUACAAACGGGACGGAGAUAUUCGCCAGAAUUGCAGACAGAACUUUCAACAGUAUUGAAGGUCACAUGAUUUAUAUCGACAAGAACGGCGACGCCGAGGCCAACUACACCGUCAUGGCCUUGUUUCCGGACAACAACACCUACGGCCACGGCUUGAAGCCCAUAGGACGUUUCAUCAGAGACCUGAACCACCGAAAUCUGGACUAUAUUGAAGAUAUACAAAUUUACGGCGACUUCAUUCCGAGAGAUGAGCCUCUUUGCGGUUACGACGGGGAGCGGUGCAAACCGGAACCAAACUAUGUUGGAUUCAUAGCUGGUGGAUCACUGGGCAGUGUUUGUUUUGUAACCAUCGUGGUGCUACUCUUGGUUUACAGGAACUGGAAAUACGAACAGGAACUUGCCAGUCUUAUUUGGAAGAUUGACAUCAAGGACAUCCAGCAGCAACCUGGAGCCGCGUUCUCUGUGUUGUCCUUUAUCAGCAACAACCCGGGUGUACUGCAGAGCACGGCCAGUCUGAGUUUCGGUCAGGACAGGAACGAACAGAAGUUCACCAAGGCCGGGGUCUACAAGGGAACUCUUGUCGCCAUGAAGCUCGUCAAGAAGCGCCACCUGGAUCUCACACGUGACGUCAAGAUGGAGCUCAAAAUAAUGCGCGAGUUGCGACACAACAACGUGGUUCAGUUCAUCGGCGCCUGUGUGGAGAUGGACCAGAUCCACAUCAUCAUGGAGUACUGCUCCAAGGGAAGCUUGGAGGAUAUUCUGGAAAAUGAUGAUGUCAAACUAGAUAACAUGUUCAUAGCUUCCAUUGUGACAGACAUUCUAAAGGGUUUGAUAUAUUUACACCAGAGUGAGAUUGGUUGCCACGGCGACUUGAAGUCUUCCAACUGCCUUGUGGACAGCCGAUGGGUGGUAAAAAUCACAGACUUUGGCCUCAACAAGUUCAAACAGGGCCAAGAGAUCCCCUACCAUGGGGAGCACGCUCUCUAUAAACGGAAACUCUGGAUGGCGCCUGAAUUGCUGCGAAUGGAGAAGCCGCCACUCGGUGGAACUCAGAAGGGCGACGUCUUCUCGUUCAGUAUCGUACUGUACGAGAUCCUGUUUCGUGCAGGACCGUACGGCGACUGUCACCUUACUCCUAAAGAAAUCGUUGAUAAGGUUAAAGGCGGUAUGCAGGAACAAGGAGAGUACUUCCGACCCAACCUGGCCAGACUCACGUGCGAUGUCUACGUCAUCGAUGUCAUUCAGGACUGCUGGCAAGAGGACCCGGAUCUACGACCUGACCUCAAGACUGUGCGCAAACGACUUAGACCAAUGCAGAAAGGAAUGAAGUCCAAUAUUUUCGACAACAUGAUGUUGUUGAUGGAACGCUAUGCUAACAACCUGGAGGCAGUGGUCUUGGAUCGAACUGUCGAACUCGCCGAGGAGAAGAAAAAAACAGAAAUGUUACUCUACCGGAUGUUGCCGAAAAUCGUGGCAGCACAGCUGGUUCGUGGCCAGCCAGUGAUCCCAGAAGCGUUUGAUCUCGUCACCAUCUACUUCAGCGACAUCUGUGGUUUCACGGCCUUAUCAGCAGAAAGUACGCCUUUACAGGUGGUAGAUCUUCUCAACGACCUGUACACGCUGUUCGACUCCAUCAUCAAGAACUAUGACGUGUACAAAGUGGAGACAAUCGGGGACGCCUACAUGGUGGUGAGUGGUCUGCCCAAGCGUAACGGCAUGAACCACGCGGGGGAGAUCGCGUCCAUGUCACUGGCGCUGCUCAGUGCUAUCCGACAGUUCAAGAUACGUCACAAGCCGGGCACCGUCAUCAAACUGAGGAUCGGUCUGCACAGCGGUUCGGUGGUGGCUGGUGUGGUGGGUAUGACCAUGCCGCGAUACUGUCUGUUCGGAGACACCGUCAACACGUCUUCCAGGAUGGAGUCCACGGGUGAAGCAUUAAAAAUCCACGUCAGCCCAAGGACAAAGGGUAUACUGGAUGAACUGGGAGGAUACGAACUGGAGUACAGAGGACUCAUUCCAAUGAAGGGGAAGGGCGAAAUGCACACGUGGUGGCUGUUGGGGGAGGACAAAAAGGUUCGCGAGAAAAGAACCCGGAAUUCCGACGACAGCGGCGUCCAUCUGGACAACCCUGCAGACACGUCGGACACCCACACGUCUCCUGCACCCCACAACCCGAUUACGAGCAUCACAGCGUUCAACAAUCACUCGUUCAACCCGCACCUGCGGCCCUCGCUCAUCUUCGAGCGAAACCGGGCCUGGCUAACUUCAAAAUCUGAACGAUCCACUCCUGUUGUCCAAAAGGACGCCCCUGUUACCCCUAAAUCUGCUCCUGAGACUAUCAGUACUCACACAAGACGUAUACUGGUCGCGGAGUGUAAGCCGGAGACUUCGAAAUGUGACGUGAAGGCUCACAAUGGACUCUUACCGAUUCUGAAGACUAACGGCUCAGGGUCAAAUAGCUCAAAGGAGUCUUCUGAUGUGGUCAGGGACUCCGACAGAAGGACAUUCUCCUCUAAGACCUCAGCGUCCAAAUCCUCCUCAUCGAAGGCUUCAGGGUCUAAUUUGGCGGUUCCAAGAGUUGCAGACAAUGAUGUGGUUUUGAAGGACAGGACGUAUCAAGACUUGGUGUCAGACAGUAGUAUGGUGAACAACUCCACUUCUUCCAGACACCAGAACAAUGUAACAUUCUCCGACAAUCAGACGUUAUAGUGACUAUGGAGCCUAAAGUUUUAACAGAAGAAUCGUUUUACAACGCGUUAGUCUUCGAGUCCAAACAGCUAUAUCGACAUGUAUAUAGAUCUGGUUGAUGUCGACUGUAUAAAGGGGACACAGCCUUGCACAAGCAAAUAAUUUAUGUGGUUAUCUCCACUUUCUCCCAAUUUCGGAUUUAAAGAGUGUUGUAACAAUUACUCUUGAAUUGUGUGCAUCUCCUACAACGAAUCCAGGAAACUUUUGUCGUUAUCAUGUGCGUCUUUGUGUGUAGCUCCUUCGACGAAUCCAGCAAUAUUCUAUCAUGAUGAUGUACCAUUAUGUAAUCGAGUCUGUUUGUUUCUGUGGAUAUGUGUAGCUCCAAAAGAGAAUCCAGAGACAUUUUGUCAUCAUGAUGUGUGUAUAUGUGUUAAAAUCUUACAACGAAUCCAAAAAAUGGCCAUCACCAUGACGAACUAGUAUGUAUAUAUGUCUGGGGGUUUUUUUUCUGUGUGUUAGCUCCUAAUCCAGGGAACUUUAUCAUCAUGAUGUAUGUAUAUAUAUAUAUAUAUAUAUAUAUAUAUAUAUAUAUAUAUAUAUAUAUAUAUGUGUGUGUGUGUGUGUGUGUGUGUGUGUUAGUAUCACAUUCUCUGUGUCGACAUUUUGUGAAAUUCAUCCCCAUGUCAAGGAUAUAUACAGAAUUGUAUUUUAAAACAUGGCAGCUAUUUUGAGGCUUCACGACGUACGAAGAUUAUAUCCCAGAUAUUUCACUUUGGCCUUUAUGCCAGACGUUUUUGAGACACGUUUGGAACAGUAUACAUAUAGGUUUUUGAGGUUUGUGCAUUUGAUGAAAAAAUUCUGUCUUCCCUUAUGCUCAUUUAGCUCUCGGUUUGUGGCGGCCUUUAUGAAGUGGCAGUCUUUCUACUAACAGAAGUCGACUGUAUUGGCCUGUGAAUAAAUGCAUGCUGUCUUGGGGAGUGACAGCCACCCUCCCUACUCGGCAAAAUCACUGCCAGCCAUUCCAUUCAUAAGAGCAUUCAAAACUAUGGUUCUGAUUCCUGUGGAUGGGGCCUUGGAAGACCACCAUACACAGCCUGAGGAUCUGAUGCUGUUUAAAAAUGAAAGACAAAUCCAUAUUCCGAUAUCAAAAUCAUAUCUCUGUACAAGGCAGUCUAAAGGAUGUUCGGCAAAGUCGUGAUUGCUUCCAUUAUCUACUUCCAGAUGCUCAGGAUUCCAGUUAUUAUUUGAAGGGUUCACGGGAAUAACCUGUGAUGUUACAUUUUUAACAAAGGGAUAUUUGUGAAUUUUAACGUUUACAACUCUGCAGUCGUGGAAUAUUUAUCCCCAAGAAAGCAUAAUUUACCAACAACUUUUAAUGGCCUACCAUAAUACCACGUUUUUAAUUUAUUGCGUCAUCGUGUCCUUGAUACACACGACCGUUAUAAUACUCACUAUAUGUUUGGACAUCAUAGGUUAUUCCCGUGGACACUUCAUUUGUUUUAUGUAGUUAUUUUCUUUACGGUUGCCUUUUGGUUUUAUCCUGACCAUAUCCUAGUGCUCAUGUUGAAGGAAUUUUAGUGCACAUUACACAUCUUUAAUGUUUUAGAUUAUCUUAUACUGUGUACACUGAAUUUGAAAAAUAUGCAUCUUCCAUUUACGUACUGUGUUUAUAACUUGUGUAGUAUUUUAAGUCGUGCAAUAAAAUGAUAUGGGUA
This is a messenger RNA of Gigantopelta aegis, 6399 nucleotides long. RefSeq names its product guanylate cyclase 32E-like. The record is from RefSeq and is a predicted model, not a curated record. The coding region runs from base 890 to 4705 and encodes 1271 amino acids. The transcript is spliced from 21 exons. Gene Ontology annotation, molecular function: peptide receptor activity; ATP binding; protein kinase activity. Lineage: Eukaryota; Metazoa; Mollusca; Gastropoda; Neomphalida; Peltospiridae. Gene Ontology annotation, biological process: cGMP biosynthetic process; receptor guanylyl cyclase signaling pathway; intracellular signal transduction.